CGCACAACUAUAAAGGCAGGAAGAGAGGGCUAAAGGGCUCCGGUUGCCUUCCGAGAUCCCUCUAAGCCGCUGUCUCUCGUCUCCAACUCUUUGGUAUUCCAUUCCAUCUCUCUAAGGGCAGAAUGGGUAGUUCUGGUAAUAAUGGAAGUAUCUAUGGGGAAUACACCUAUGCAAACUUGGAGAGGGAGCCAUACUGGCCUUCCGAGAAGCUACGCAUCUCCAUCACAGGAGCUGGAGGCUUCAUUGCUUCCCACAUCGCAAGGCGUCUGAAGAGCGAGGGGCACUACAUUAUUGCCUCUGACUGGAAGAAGAAUGAGCACAUGACCGUGGAUAUGUUCUGCCAUGAGUUCCACCUUGUUGAUUUAAGGGUCAUGGACAAUUGCUUGAAGGUCACUUGUGGUGUGGACCAUGUAUUUAAUCUUGCUGCUGAUAUGGGAGGGAUGGGUUUUAUUCAGUCGAACCAUUCUGUGAUCAUGUACAAUAACACCAUGAUCAGUUUUAACAUGCUUGAAGCUGCAAGGAUUAAUGGUGUGAAAAGGUUUUUCUAUGCCUCCAGUGCAUGCAUUUACCCAGAAUUUAAGCAGUUGGACACUAAUGUGAGCUUGAAAGAAUCUGAUGCUUGGCCUGCAGAGCCUCAAGAUGCUUAUGGCUUAGAGAAACUUGCAACAGAGGAAUUGUGCAAGCACUACACUAAGGACUUUGGUAUUGAGUGUCGGAUUGGGCGGUUCCAUAACAUCUAUGGCCCUUAUGGAACUUGGAAAGGUGGGAGAGAGAAGGCCCCUGCUGCUUUCUGUAGAAAGGCAAUCACCUCUACCGACAAGUUUGAAAUGUGGGGAGAUGGGCUGCAAACACGAUCCUUCACGUUCAUUGAUGAAUGUGUGGAAGGUGUCCUGAGAUUGACAAAGUCAGACUUCAGAGAGCCAGUGAACAUUGGAAGUGAUGAAAUGGUGAGCAUGAAUGAGAUGGCUGAGAUAGUACUCAGUUUUGAGAACAAGAAGCUGCCCAUCCAUCACAUUCCUGGUCCAGAGGGCGUCCGUGGCCGCAAUUCUGACAACACUCUGAUUAAAGAGAAACUGGGUUGGGCGCCAACAAUGAAACUGAAGGAUGGUCUGAGGAUUACAUAUUUCUGGAUAAAGGAACAAAUUGAAAAAGAGAAAGCUCAGGGGGCAGACUUGUCUGUUUAUGGAUCAUCCAAAGUGGUUGGGACACAAGCACCUGUUCAACUGGGUUCGCUUUGUGCAGCUGAUGGAAAGGAACGAAAUUGAAGUUAUUUCCAGUGGCUGUGGGGCACUGACAUGAUCGUCCAGGUUGAAAGGGGAGUCAAACUCUGGGCAUGGAUGGCGGAAAUUUAGAGUGAAAUGUAGUGUCUGGUUUUCACAUUAUUGAUGCUAGUAAGUUUAAAGGAUGCCUUUAUUUCCAUGUCAUAGUGGUCUUUGGUGGUUGUGCAUUCUACUGUUAUUAGAGUUUAUAUAUGACAUGUAUUAAAGUUGCAUGCAUUGUCUUUUAUACAGGAGAUGCAAAUCCCUCUUUGUUAUUCUGUUGAACUUGAAUACUUGCGUCAUGUAUAUCAGAUUUCUGGCAUCCUAUUAUAGUGAAAAUUUGAGUUUUAAUAAUUAA
Messenger RNA from Phoenix dactylifera (date palm), 1617 nucleotides. Its product is annotated as GDP-mannose 3,5-epimerase 2. Gene Ontology annotation, molecular function: NAD binding; GDP-mannose 3,5-epimerase activity. NCBI's taxonomy places the organism in Eukaryota, Viridiplantae, Streptophyta, Magnoliopsida, Arecales, Arecaceae. The record is from RefSeq and is a predicted model, not a curated record.